GUAAACAGUUAAUUUGUUAUCCAAUCAUAACUAAAAGUACUCUAAAUGGGUCGUUUGUAUUUGUCUAAUUUAUUUCCUGUUUCUCAAUAUAAUUGUUGUGUAAUAAUUUUCCGUCCUCCAGUGUUCUGGUUUUCUGUUUCUGUUGGUUAUAUGCAUCCUUGCUCUUGUAGUACUAUAAAUCAAUCCACAAAAUUUCGUGUCUAAUUUUUAUUAUUGAUACUUCGCUCGUCCAACAUCCUUUUUGGUUUUAAGUCAGUUAUCCACUACUCAUGUGAAGUUGGUCUUGUGUACUGCAAAUCUACUGACCAUCCAUGUGCAUACUGUAUAAAAGGAAUGAUUUUUUAAAGAUUCGACUUCAGAAACAUGUAGUGGUCAGUAUAUUAUUAAACUGCGGCCUCUGCAUCUACUUGAACCGUACAAAAACUAAUAACAGGGCGCUUUUUUCUUCUCAGAUGUAAUUUCUAAUCGCUUCCGGCGAAUCAAAAAAAUGCCAUCUCCGGACCCGCUACUAUGUAAUGUUGUCUCCAAUAAACUUGUACUUGUCUCUGACGUAUCUAAUCAAAAUGUUAUUCACUACAUGUUGGCUUUUUCCGAUGUUUCGUAUGAAGUGAUUUUUAUUCAAUUUUGCAUUUCCAGUCUUGAGGUUUUAGGGAUCUUGUAUGUAAGACAGUUAUUUUAACGUUAGUUGUUUGUCCGGGGAAGUUGCUGAGGUGCUGAAAAAUAUAUAAAACCCUUUAGAAUGUUUUUUCUAUUUAAUAAGACCUAGGAGUCAGUAGUUCAUGUGUUUGACUUCUAGUCACUAAAUGUCGGGUUGGAGCCCUGCCUCACCUUUAUCUUCAAAAUCUUGUUUUCUAUUUUUUUUGUAUUCUCUUCACUCAAGUUCAUGUUCAUCCUGAUCUUCGUUUCCAUCAACUCUGUUUUUGUAUCGUUCCAAAGGAUGGAAGGUUGGAAUGAUACAUUUUGAAAUUCUACAUUGAUAUAUUUUUCUUACAGUGCUCAACCUCUUUAGGAAAUCCAUUAAAAAAGCAAUUCAUGGGGAAGACACCAUUGUCAGAAUCUGAAAUUUUCAAUUAUUUAGAGCGACUAUCCAAUACAUUGUUCAAACCAGGCGAUUAUUCGCUUUUUGAACAUAAUUGUAACACUUUCAGUGAACACUUUAUAUUUCACUUGACUGGACAGCAUAUCCCAUCGUAUAUAUUGAACUUACCUAAUGAAGUUUUGUCUACACCAUUUGGAGCUUCAUUAGGUUCAGCUUUGAAUGUCCUGUCGGUUGGAAUCAAUUCCAAAACACGUUUGAAUAGUAUUAAAGAAAUUCCAUCUAAUAACGAUAAACAUACAUACGCUGAUAUUAUUAAAUCUUUUCGACCAAUAUUUUUUGAUGAACCUUUAUCCUCAGAACUUCUUCCUCAUCGUAUAUAUUUGUUAUGGCCAGCUGAGGAAAAUGCAAGUUUACCAACUUUAGCUUCAGAGUUAUCAAGAGUACUACUUCAUGAGAACACGGAAGUAAAAUGUGCUGAAGAAUGUUCACCUCUACUUGCAUUGGAUGAAUUGAUUACGGGUGAUCAAUGUCGGGCAGUAUGUGAAUUAUUUCGUUUAGCUAUAUGGAAAGAUUCUAAUAUAUUGAUGAAUUUGUUCACUGAUCCAAGACGUUUAUUGCACAAAUUAAGUACAGUUAAAACACCUUAUGUAAAACCAUGUGAAUUUUAUGAUACUGAAGCAUCUCGUGCAAAAUUACUGUGCAACUGUUUAGGUUUAUCAUUGAACUGGACAAUUAUGCGUGAUGAUGAUAUGAAGCUAGAUAUCAAUAGUAUUAUACAAAUUAGUUUAACCCUGUUAAAUCAUGAUGUUGAAAAUCAUUUAUCCAAAGAGAUUAUGGGAUCCGCUUCCACACCAUCAACAGUAAUAACACCUAGUUAUUUACCAAAUUUAUUGCCAGAACAUAAAUUGGUCGGUUUAGCAUUAGCUCACAAUGUUUCCUUAUAUCCAACGCUCAGUGAAAAUGAAGCGUUAGAACUGGGAAGUUAUUUGUUACAUCUAGCUGUAACAAGUGAAAAAUCAUUUAAAUAUCCAAUCGAUACAAUUUAUUUACUCCGUACAAUCUACUUCUUAGCUGUACGAUUUUCAAGUCUUGCUGACUUAGCCAAAUGUUAUGAUAUUGAAACAUUUCUUCAUGAACUCAUUAAUGAAAGACACUAUUCAAAUCAUAAUGUAAUCCCGUCGUCAUCAUCAUUAAACUCGUCAACUGUCCCGAACGAACACAAACACCAGGUUGACUACAAAAAUAGUUUAUCUCAGACCACAAGAACAAGCAGUCUUUUUCAACCUUCAAAGAAUAUAGAAAGUGGUAUUGAAUCAGAUUCAUUGACAACUUUCGACUAUUUGAUCGCUUCAAAACUGCUGAAUGUUUUAUCAAGUAAUUGUGAAUCAGAUGAGAUAUAACAAAGCGCCAUUAAUUUGUGAAUAAUUUCAAAGUGAAUAUACUAUUCUUGUUAAUUUUAGGAAGUGACUUUUUAUUUUUACCGUUUUCAAUACCAUCAGCGCUAUCAUCAUCAUUACUGUCAUUGUUAUUACUUGAAAGUGAUUUACGUUUAUUUUUUCACCGAUUAAUUUUCAAUAUUCAUUCUAAUAUAUUUUAUUCAUCCUACUUUCUGUUUCCUUCUCAACGUCAAUUAAUUAAGUUCUCGUCCAAUAUUCAUAUUGCUCGUUUUCUUUAAUGACAUUGAAAAUAUUAUAUUUUACUAUUGAAAAUAGACGGCUUUUUUCUUACAUUUCUUCUUAUUUACCAUUUCAUUUAAUUGUUUCAUUUUGUGUGUGUAUGUGUGGUUUUAUCAUUAGUUGUAUUAGUGAUAUAGAUGCCGAAUCGUUGUCGACAUAAUACAGUUGACUUGGUCUUGUUCACGAAA
Molecule: messenger RNA, 2903 nt
Organism: Schistosoma intercalatum
Lineage: Eukaryota; Metazoa; Platyhelminthes; Trematoda; Strigeidida; Schistosomatidae
Source: the annotation of a GenBank genome assembly